UUCCAGCAGUGAAGACCCGGAUGUUGACGCCGCGCUGCUCAGACUGGCGUCGAGCGGCUCACGAGCGGGUCGAUACGGUGGUUUUCCCGCGGGUUUCCUGUCCGGUCGUCUCUGAGUGUGUUGGUGUGUGUGUGAGUGUGUGUUAGUGUGUGUGUAGAAGACCUGCUGAACAUGGAGCAGAACCGGAACCUCAGGCUCAUCAUCAAAACUCCGAACCGGGAACAGGAGGACCAAACCGUGGACCGCGUCCCCCCGGCCUGGACCGUCCUGGACCUGAAGAGACACCUGUCCGCGUCCCACCCGUCCAGACCGGCGGUCUCUGAUCAGCGGCUGAUCUUCUCUGGAAAACUGAUUCCUGAUCAUCUGACCAUGACGGAUCUGUUCUCACAGCUGUCCCCCCAGCAGGACCAGCUCCUGUCCCUCCAUCUGGUCUGUCCGUCCAGGACUCGUCCUCCAGGACCUGCAGGACUCACAGUCUCAGAUCCGCCUCAGUCCGGUCGGCCUUCACACUUCACCACGGCGCCGGACGGGAGCGAGCUGCGGCAGAGGAGGAGCCCCGCCCCCUGCCCCGCCCCCUGCCCCGCCCCCUGCCCCGCCCCCUCCGGGGCCUCGUCCCCGGAGCCCCGCCCCUGGCUCCGCCCCCCCUCCUUCCCCGCCGUGUCGCUCUACAGCCGCCAGCAGCUGCUGUGGCUGCAGCAGCUCUACGCCCAGCAGGUCUACCUGCAGUACCACGCGGCUCUGGCGGCGGCCGGCUCCGCCCCCUCUGCCCCCCCGCCGCCCGUCCCCGCCCACCGGGUCCCGGUCCCGGUCCCGGUCCCCGCCCCCCCGGCCGCCGCGCCGGGCGCCGCCCUCCUGGACCCGGCGCCGGCCAAUCAGAACCUGCGGCUGAACGCGCAGGGCGGGCCGGCGCUGGAGGACGAGGAGCCGGCGGAGCGGGACUGGCUGGACUGGACCUACUGGGUGGCCCGGGUCCUGGUUCUGCUCACCGUGGUCUUCUUCAACUCCAGCCCGGCCCGCUUCCUGCUGGUGCUGAGCGGCCUGGUGCUCAUGGUCCUACACACUGCCGGCUGGUUUCCCUUCAGACGGAGAGUCCAGGUCCCGGUCCAGGAACCGGAGCAGCUGCAGAACCAGAACCCGAUGGAAGCGGCUGAGGGAGCGCCGGAGAACGGGUCAGAUGGUCCAGGGGGUCCAGGAGGUCCUGGUCCUGGUCCAAUGGCAGCCGUCCUGGUCCCGCCUCACCAGGUGUCCCUCAUGUGGACCGCCUGGGUCUUCUUCAAGACCUUCUUCUCCUCCCUCAUUCCCGAGGUUCCUGAGGGCGUGGCCAACUGACCGGUCCGGGCUCCCGGGUCCAGAAACAUCGGGUCCGGGACCACCAGCACAGAGGAGGACUUCUUUAGACCUCCCCCCGCAGCGCCCGGACCGUGGUCUUCACCGGUCCAGACCGGUCCAGACCGGUCCAGACCGGUCCAGACUGGAAGCACCAGCAGAACCCAGACCUCGGUGGACCAGAAGCUCCUGGGUUGUGACCUUUCAUACCGGUUCCGGUCCUGUACCCAGAAUUCCUUGCGGACCGGGUCAGCCUGGGUCCUGGUCCUGGGUCCAGAACCCGCCCUAAAGAGACUCUGUGUGUUUCAGGAUUUCUGGAAGAUGUGAACUUUAUUCUGAUGGAGUCCUCCUUUCAGGCUUUAAUCUUUAAUCCUUUGAGUCCAGAUGUUGAAGAGAGGCAGAUGUUUUCUGUCCGCAAAGUUUUCAACACUUUUCUUUUGAAAAAAAAAAAAACACAUGGAGGAUGUCUGUCUGUUUCUGUGCAGAAAUUCACUU
Molecule: messenger RNA, 1821 nt
Organism: Salarias fasciatus (jewelled blenny)
Lineage: Eukaryota; Metazoa; Chordata; Actinopteri; Blenniiformes; Blenniidae
Gene: herpud1
Product: homocysteine-inducible, endoplasmic reticulum stress-inducible, ubiquitin-like domain member 1
Exons: 8
Coding region: 172-1329 (385 amino acids)
Biological process (GO): endoplasmic reticulum calcium ion homeostasis; endoplasmic reticulum unfolded protein response; ubiquitin-dependent protein catabolic process
Cellular component (GO): endoplasmic reticulum membrane
Molecular function (GO): transmembrane transporter binding
Source: RefSeq, a predicted model, not a curated record